UUCGUCUGGCCGGGGGGUUCGGGUCUCCGUAAACUUCUGGCGCCCGCGGCGCGGGGCGCGGGGCGUGCCCACUGCGCGUGCGCGCGCCGGAUCUCAGGCCCCUCGCCCCCUCCCCCUGUGGCGGGACGUGAUACGGCAGGGGCGGCGGUUGGCGUCUUCCGCGGCCCAAGCCCAGGGCGGGCUUUUCAAAUCUUGCUUUUGGGGGGUAGCGGCAGCCAGGGCAGUGGUGCUGGAGAUGGAGGGGCAGACCUUGAGGGGAUCCGAGCUCCGCCCCGGGGGGCUGAGCGCCCAGCAGGACAACGGCAUUCAAGAAAAAAUAAAUUUAGAAAUUCGAAUACGAGAAGGAAUAUGGAAACUCCUUUCUCUGAGCACUCAGAAAGACCAGGUUUUACAUGCGGUUAAGAAUCUCAUGGUGUGCAACACUCGAAUAAUGGCUUACACAUUGGAGCUGCAGAAAAUAGAAGAGCAGACUGCAGAUCAAACCAGAAGAUGUGAUGUGGAUUUUGAACAUAAAGCUCGAACAGCAUGUAAAGGAAAGAUUGCCAUAUCAGAUAUUCGUAUACCACUAAUGUGGAAAGACUCUGAUCACUUCAGCAAUAAAGAACGAUCACAGCGCUAUGCCAUUUUUUGUUUAUUCAAAAUGGGAGCUGAAGUUUUUGAUUCUGACAUGGUGAUUGUAGAUAAAACAAUCACAGAUAUAUGUUUUGAAAAUGUAACUGUGUUUAAUGAAGCAGGGCCAGACUUUCAGAUAAAGGUGGAAGUAUAUAGUUGCUGUACAGAAGAAUCUACUAUAACAAACACACCAAAAAAACUAGCUAAGAAACUGAAGACAUCUAUAAGUAAAGCUACAGGGAAGAAAAUAAAUUCAGUGCUUCAAGAAGAUCAUGAAACUUGUUUGUCCUUCAGUUCUAUUUCUUGUGCAAAGUACAGUUUGCUAGCUCAUACUACCCUGAGCUUGGAAAGUGCAGAGGAUAGCUUCAAGACCCAUAAUCUGUCUAUUAAUGGAAAUGAAGAGUCUUCAUUUUGGCUUCCCUUAUAUGGUAACAUGUGCUGCCGAUUAGUCGCCCAACCAGCUUGUAUGGCUGAAGAUGCAUUUGCAGGAUUUCUUAAUCAGCAGCAAAUGGUAGAAGGUAUGAUUACUUGGAGAAGAUUAUAUUGUGUUUUAAGAGGGGGUAAACUCUAUUGUUUUUACACUCCAGAAGAAAUUGAAGCUAAAGUGGAACCAACUUUGAUAGUGUCCAUUAACAAGGAAACCAGAAUUCGAGCAAUGGAUAAGGAGAAAAAGAAAAGAAUCCAUAUUUUCUCUGUCAUCAACCCUGUUGCUGGACAGGCUAUAACUCAUAUAUUUGCAGCUGACAAUAGAGAAGAUCUAAAUAAGUGGUUGGAAGCCUUCUGGCAGCAUUUCUUUGAUCUUAGCCAAUGGAAGCAUUGUUGUGAAGAACUUAUGAAAAUUGAGAUUAUGUCACCACGGAAACCACCUUUGUUCUUGACAAAAGAGGCAACCUCAGUCUACCAUGAUAUGAGCAUUGAUUCACCUUUAAAAAUUGAAAGUUUAACUGAUAUAAUACAGAAAAAAAUUGAAGAGACAAAUGGAGAAUUCCUUAUUGGUCAGCAUGAGGAAUUCUCCCCGCCUCCUUGGGCCACCCUCUUUGAUGGUAAUCACCAAGUUGUCAUCCAGAAAAAGGUAUUUCCUUCUGCAAACAAGCAGUUACAUGAUGGGAAAGGGAAAAAGAGACGAGCUCCCCUUCCUCCUUCUGAUAAAGCUCCAUUCAGCUUAAAGACACAGAGCAAUACAGAUCAAUUGGUUAAGGACAACUGGGAAAAAAUGACUAUAUCUCAGACUGCGCCUUUGGAUACCAAAUUAUCAACCCUAAUGCAUCAUUUGCAGAAACCAAUGGCUGCUCCUCGAAAACUUCUUCCUGCCAGGAAAAAUAGUUUAACUGAUGGUGAACACACAGACACUAAAACCAGAUUUGAAGCCAAGCCAGUGCCAGCUCCAAGGCAGAAAUCUAUCAAAGACAUUUUGGACCCCAGAUCAUGGUUGCAGGCACAAGUAUAGAAAACCCCUAAUGUAUAAAACAUUUAACAAUCUAUAAUCGUGAGGCUUAAUUCAGAAGCACUAUAGAUGUAGUAAUAUGUAAUUAUGUAGGUAAAUAUGACAGUGAUUUACAUUAGUAAUUAAUAAGCUGUUAGGUGUAAAAAAUGUUUUAUAAUGAAGAGAUGGAUUUCUCUUUUACUUAUGAUUUUCAGAAUAUAAGUGAUUUCUCCAUCAGAGUGUAUGAGGCAGUUUCUAGACAAUAUCCCAAUUGUUGGAAGGGUUAAUUUAUUCCUAAAUUAGUACCAGGCAGUGAACAAGCACUAGGUAAAAGAAAGCAUUAAAAUUUCUUUGGAGAGAGACUGUCUAGUAAUUUAAAAUGUGUUAAAUAAGAGCCAUAUUCUCAUUGUGAGAAUUUUAAUACUAAUGGAAUGUUUCAAAGUUUUAUUCAAACCACAAAUUACAGAAUCCACCCAAGAAUAUUUCUUCUUAGCAUUCUGGAAUUCUCAUCUAAUGGUCCACUGGCUCUCAUCUAUUGUUUAACCCACUGGUUAACUCACUGACCUUUCAAAUUCCUGGGAUAAAUAUUGGAAUAUUAAAUUCUUCAUUUUUUAAGGGAAUUUUUAAUGUGCUAUUCAAAGUUGUUUCCUUGAUGAGCCCUGGAAUCCUGUUGACGUUAACUCUCAUAAGUAAAGCAAAACGUUUAUUAGUUUAGGGAACAGAUAGAUGAAAUAUUCUUUACUUCCACUUUUCUAUGCAUGAUACUAAUUUCCAUUGUGAUACUGGCAUUUGGGGAAGUGAGUAGUUGGUUAACACCUUAAAAUUCAUUUAAUACUUAUUUAAAAAGCAGAUGGCUGAUUCAAAAAUAUCAGAAAAGUUGGCAAUGAUAAUAAUUUUCAGAUUAAUCCUAAAAAUUUUUAAUUAGACUUCCUUUUUCUAGUAAGGGCUCAUGUCUGCUAUUGAUAUUCGUCAUUAAAAGUCAUAUUCUUACAAUAAUGACAUCGGAAUCAUUUCCAUAGGAGGUAAUUUCCAUAGCAACUAAUCAUAGUAACACAAACAGGAUUAUGAAAUCAAGUGAGAAAUAAAUAGCAAGAGGAUGAAUACCUUAAAGAAACAAAAAAAAAAUCCAUUUUUCAAAUUAAUAUGCUUCUUACAAACAAGAACUUGACCAUUUUAAAAAUCUAAUCAGAAUUUUCAAAUAAAAUAAAACAGUUUCCAUAAGGUGUCAGCAACAGCACUGAAAAUCUCAAAUCACAUGGAACCUAAAUGUCAUUUCAAGAAAUACAAAUAUAAGAAUUAAAUUACUGCCCCGUCUGUAAUCCCUAGAGAUCUUUUUAAAGCUUAAAAGAACUCUGUUUGGAUCAGAACUACAUUAUUACAAAGUAAAAUGAACACUUGAAAAAAUUACAAUUUAAAUGGAGCCUUUCAUUAUUUUUAGAUAGCAGAGUCUUUUUUCAUUUAUGUAGAAUGAUGUAACUGCCAGGUUACUUUUGUGUUUGCCCAGGACUCCUAGUAAGAAUUGAGACUCAAGGGAGUAAUGAUACAAAAGGUCUCUUGUGACUGGCGACACCAGGAUAGACAUAGCAUUUGAUGAGAAGGAAAUCCUAUAUGCUUGCCUGAUAGAAUUUAGAGACAAUCAAGUGUAUGAAAACCUAAAAAGGUAGGAUUAAUUUGUUUUUUUUCUAACUAGAAAAUUCUCGUAAAUCUCCACUGUGAUUGCCAAUUCAGAAAAUGAUGAAUUAAAAAUCUAAAGGAUAUUAUUGCAUGAAUUUUUAUUUUUUUUUAAAUCUCAUUGCUGUUUUUGACAGCAUUUGUGACUGUCAUUGCCACUAAAUUAUUGAGCUAGAAGAUGCUGCAGGCAAAAAUUUUUUUUGGAACUGGCAUCUAAGCAGCAUUCUUUAUUUUUUCCCUUUUUCUUUUUUUUUUUUUUUUUCAGUUAAAGCCUUUUGUACAACAAAGCAGUGUUAAAACUUCCAGAUUAUAUUCUUGUUGCUCUUCUCUUGCAUAUUAUAUCAAGAAAGAUUUAAGUUAUACAGAAAGGAGAAUUUGUUCUUAGAGAAGUCACCUAGCAGUUGUGUCCUCAGUGGGCACUCUGAAAUAAGGCUGAAGCCCUUCUUCCUAGAACCAUUAGGUGAAGCCUGACCAAGGACCACUCCCCCUCCACAUUAUUCAGGCUGUUGUUUCUGGGGGCCCAUCUUACUGUAUGCUACAUAGCCUUUGAAGUCAGGCUGAAGUCUUCAGCUGUACUUCCUUUGACACUGUGCUCAUAAAAUGUUAGUUCUCCCCACUCCACCACAGAAGGUAUAAUACGAAGUUGGGGCUCCUUCCCUCCCUCCCUUUCUUCCUUCCACAGUUUAAAAAAAAAAAAAAAUCUAAACUCUUUGUCAAAGAGUUUGUCAAAAGAAGUAUUUGUUUUCUUGUUUCCUAAACCAGAAGUUUAUGACAGAGAAAAAUAUGCCAUGUAAUAAAAGAACAUUUCAGCUUUUUAUGAGCUGGCUUUUCACAUUCCUUGUUUGUUCUUUUAAUUUGUUUCUUGAUAUAUGAAGACUAUAAAUUUGAAACAAAGAGUUAGCUGUCAGAUCUUGAUAAUAUUAUAAUUGGAGAUAUGUAAUAGAAUAGGUAUUUUAUGAGAUUAUAAGUCUGAUGAUCUGAUAAUAAUAUCUUAGAAAAUUACAUUUACAUCCCAAGCUCUGGGGUGUGAAUUACUUACAACAGCAUUAAGAUAGUAUUUUAUUAGCUACAAAGAAGGGAGGGCUUUAUAUUUUUAUUUUCUAAUUUUUUUUAGUAGUGAGCUUUUUAUUUAAACAUUUUACAAGGAAAAAGAAGGCAUUCUGUUAUAUAAAUGCAACCUCCUGAGGUAAACAGUCAAAAUAUCAGGCAUGCCAACCCUUGGUUAGUUCUGUUAAAUUCUGUCUGUCUGCAAUGCUCCCAACUUCUUUUAAAUGGAUAUGCAUAUAUGUGGAAAACUAAAUCCAUUUAUUAUAAAUGCCUUAUCUUUAUACCCUUUUGGUUUCUACUAAAUGUAUUUUACCUGGUACUGUUUAUUAAAAUAAAAGCUGCCUUGAUUUAGAGAUAAUACAUGUAAGGUAGGUUAAACAGUCAAGUAUUUCUUUAGGCUUAUGUUCAGGCACCUUAGCCACCCACUGAGAAGUUAAUUAAUUCAGUCUAAAAUGAAAUUAUAGGGCAGUUUGGUGUAGUUUCUGUUAAAUGCCAUUUAAAUGUAAUCACUUGUGUUAUCAUGAAUGAAGAACAACCAUAUUGGCUAGAGAUAGGAUGGUGCACCAUGAACAAGAGAAGUGCUUUGGCAGGAAAAAUAUCUGUCCCUGUGGGUAGAAUUUAUUGAAACUCAUUGUCUUUUUAAAGAGUAAAUUAUUGAACAGUAAUUAAACUUUAACUGAUGACUAUUUAUAUUCUCAUUA
Molecule: messenger RNA, 5454 nt
Organism: Phacochoerus africanus (Common warthog)
Lineage: Eukaryota; Metazoa; Chordata; Mammalia; Artiodactyla; Suidae
Gene: RTKN2
Product: rhotekin 2
Exons: 12
Coding region: 236-2059 (607 amino acids)
Biological process (GO): hemopoiesis; positive regulation of cell population proliferation; signal transduction
Source: RefSeq, a predicted model, not a curated record